AUGUUUAUACAGCAUGCCAGCCUUUCCUAGGUGUCUGGUUGCAUCGGUAGGUGAGAUCAUCCCAGUCCUCUCUUUCAGGUUCUAUCACAAGGUGCUUUCUUUGCAUGAGGAUUCAGCAACCCCUGUGUCUAACCCUCUGCUUGCAUUUACUCUCAUCAAACGCCUACAGUCUGACUGGAGGAAUGUGGUCCAUAGUCUGGAGGCGAGUGAGAACACCCGAGCUCUGAAGGAUGGCUUCGAGAAGGUGGAGCAGGACCUGCCAGCCUUCGAGGACCUUGAGGGAGCAGCAAGGGCCCUGAUGCGGCUGCAGGACGUGUACAUGCUCAACGUGAAGGGCCUUGCCCGAGGCGUCUUUCAGAGAGUCACCGGCUCCGCGGUCACUGACCUGUACAGCCCCAGCCGGCUCUUCGCCCUCACGGCAGAUGACUGCUUCCAAGUUGGCAAGGUGGCCUAUGACAUGGGGGAUUACUACCAUGCCAUCCCCUGGCUGGAGGAGGCUGUCAGUCUGUUCCGAGGAUCUUACGGAGAGUGGAAGACAGAGGAUGAGGCAAGUCUCGAGGAUGCCUUGGAUCACUUGGCCUUUGCCUAUUUCCAGAAAAGGGAGGAGGAUAUGGGCGGUCCAACCCCACGUGUGGCUCCCAAAACAUAUCUGUUCUCGGUGCAGCAAAUGGUCUGGUUCCUCUCAUGGAAGUUUCUGUUUGCCCUCAGCCUCUCCCAGGAGUUUCUUCGCUACAGCCCGGAUAAUAAGAGGAUGGCCAGGAAUGUCUUGAAAUAUGAAAAGCUCCUGGCAGAGAGCGCCAACCAGGCCGUCACGGAGGCUGUCAUCCAGAGGCCCAAUGUGCCCCACCUGCAGACCAGAGCCACCUAUGAGGGGUUGUGUCAGACCCUGGGCUCCCAGCCUACUCACUACCAGAUCCCGAGCCUCCACUGCUCCUACGAGACCAAUUCCAGUCCCUACCUGCUGCUGCAGCCCGUCCGGAAGGAGGUCAUCCACCUGGAGCCCGAUGUUGUUCUCUACCAUGACUUCGUCAGUGACUUGGAGGCUCAGAAAAUUAGAGGGCUGGCAGAACCGUGGCUGCAGAGAUCUGUGGUGGCGUCCGGUGAAAAGCAGUUACCCGUGGAGUACCGCAUUAGCAAAAGUGCCUGGCUGAAGGACACCGUUGACCCAGUGCUGGUCACCCUUGACCAUCGCAUUGCUGCCCUCACAGGCCUUGAUGUCCAGCCUCCCUACGCCGAGUAUCUCCAGGUGGUGAACUAUGGAAUCGGAGGGCACUAUGAGCCUCACUUUGACCAUGCUACGUCACCAACCAGCCCACUGUACAGAAUGAAGUCUGGGAACCGAGUUGCAACAUUUAUGAUCUAUCUGAGCUCGGUGGAAGCUGGAGGAGCUACAGCCUUCAUCUAUGCCAACUUCAGCAUGCCUGUGGUCAAGAAUGCUGCACUAUUUUGGUGGAACCUGCAUAAGAGUGGUGAAGGGGAUGGCGACACACUUCAUGCUGGCUGUCCUGUCCUGGUGGGAGAUAAGUGGGUGGCCAACAAGUGGAUACACGAGUAUGGGCAGGAAUUCCGCAGACCCUGCAGCUCAAGCCCCGAAGACUAACAUGUUGGCAGAGAGAAGUUGAUGAUGUCCCAUGUCUUUCCAGGCAAGCCAGAAGCCAAAGCGAGGGAUUGGAGAGGAGAAAGGAGAGCAUCCUUCUGCAAAUGGGAGGCAGGGAAGUGGUCUUUAUCAGGGCUCACCUGAGAAUUCACUGAGAAACCAUUCACACUGUUUCUUCUCCAGGCAUGGGCACAGUAGAAGGGACAAUACAAAGGGUAGGGCAAAAGGCUGGAGAGAGGUUUCUGGAGAUCAGAUAUCUCUGUUGGGAACAGGAUAUAUCAAUGGUCUCUGGGGCUUGGUCAGUGGGGCUUUUGCCUUUUUGAACCUUGACCCCAGGGUCCCAUAGGUGCAGUGAGGACACCUGCAGGAAGGGCUGGCCGGCUCCCCCGGCUUUUUGCCCUUCAGCCCACUGACUUGUGCUGAAGCCUAAGCAAUCAGUAUCUCCGUAUCAGGAGUGUACUUCAUAUGAAAAUUUUUUAAAGCAUAAAGCAAUUUUUUUUGUAUGACAAUUUUUAAAUACUGUUAUUAAAAAGGUUUACAAAUCAUUUC
Myotis davidii is the source of this 2146-nucleotide messenger RNA. RefSeq names its product prolyl 4-hydroxylase subunit alpha 3 (gene P4HA3). Gene Ontology annotation, cellular component: endoplasmic reticulum. Gene Ontology annotation, molecular function: iron ion binding; procollagen-proline 4-dioxygenase activity; protein binding. NCBI's taxonomy places the organism in Eukaryota, Metazoa, Chordata, Mammalia, Chiroptera, Vespertilionidae. The record is from RefSeq and is a predicted model, not a curated record. The transcript has 13 exons. Gene Ontology annotation, biological process: peptidyl-proline hydroxylation to 4-hydroxy-L-proline. Bases 14 to 1600 code for a protein of 528 amino acids.